CAGCGGCCUGCGGGGACUCACACGCAGUGCAGCCAGCAGCAGCCUCCCCCGGUCGGACCUGCACCUCACACGCCCGCUCACAGACACCAACCAUGCACCUGAGCGCGUACGACUCCUGCCAUUCCCUGUUCUUGCUUUGCAUCCUUCUGCGGAGUUGCCAAGCUUUCAAGAACGACGCCACGGAGCUCCUGUUCUCGCAUGUCAGCGCGCCGGCGCCCGAGGUUCAGAGCAAUGUGUCCCUGAACCGCGCACGGAGCGGCGGGAGAGGAGCGGGCGGCGCGGAGCACGACAAAGGCGAACGAAACCAGAUCGGAUGCAGAGAGCUGAGAUCCACUAAGUAUAUCUCAGAUGGCCACUGUACCAGCAUCAACCCUAUCAAGGAGCUUGUGUGUGCUGGCGAGUGUCUCCCAGCUCAGAUGCUUCAAAACUGGAUUGGCGGCGCCAAUGGUAGGAGGUUCUGGGGUCGCCAGAGCAGCAUCCAGGACUGGCGAUGCGUGAAUGACAAGACCCGCACCCAGCGCAUCCAGCUGCAGUGCCAGGACGGCAGCACAAGAACCUACAGAAUCACCGUGGUCACCUCCUGCAAGUGCAAGAGGUACACAAGGCAGCACAACGAAUCAGGCAACAAGCUCGAGGAGCCUGGUCUGUCACCGCCACAACUCCUGCACAAACACAAGUCCAAGAGCAAGAGGAGGCUGGGGAAGAGCCGGCUGAGUGAGAACUGGCACGAGACUGAACCCUGAGAGCCAGCAGAUGCACAGACUGACUCUGAAUCUACACAAACCUACAGGAGUUUUGUCUCUGUGUUACUAGGACAUGACAUCCAGAGCUUAUGGAUUAUUUCUCAGUGUGACUGGGACCUGAUUUAUAUGAAGCUAGUUCCUCACUAUGAUGUAAAACUUGAAAGAACAUUCUGACAUUUUAAUCCAUGUGAUUAAAGAUAAUGUGAACAGAAAUGGGGUGUGCAGACUGCAGAGCUUCCUGGAGCCCAAGGCUGAGCUUCAGUGUCCCAGAUGUAGCCAUAUGCAUGUGUUCGCACAGACACCAGUAAAUAACACCAAACAUCUCAAAAAAUUUUGUGUAAAUACUUGUACAUAUACAACAUUUGUACCUUCUUUUUGAAGUAUGGCCAUGUGUACAAAAUUUUAGAUUUAUGAUGUAUGAUGUAAUAUAUUUUCUGUGGCAACACAUGAUGUGUCUAAGUGGUGUCGGCAUGUGGAUGAAGUCUGGAGAGACUGUGCCAUCUGUCAUUCUUGUAGUAACUUUAUAUGAAAUAAAUCUCACUUUUUUCCACAUGUUGUCAGUGGAGACUGUACCAGGUAUGACGGUAUUUCAUCUGCAGGAGGGCUCAUAUUAAAACUCAAAUCACGACAACACCGCAGUCCUAAUGUCAGCUAGUAGAAAAUGACUAUCUUCUAUUAUCGAUAUAAACAUCCAUCCAUUACCUGUACCGCUUGCUG
Molecule: messenger RNA, 1460 nt
Organism: Monopterus albus (swamp eel)
Lineage: Eukaryota; Metazoa; Chordata; Actinopteri; Synbranchiformes; Synbranchidae
Gene: sostdc1a
Product: sclerostin domain containing 1a
Exons: 2
Coding region: 93-743 (216 amino acids)
Biological process (GO): negative regulation of BMP signaling pathway; negative regulation of Wnt signaling pathway
Molecular function (GO): BMP binding
Source: RefSeq, a predicted model, not a curated record